GACCAUCGAGAGCGACUUCCGGCGUCGCUGGCGGCGGUGGGUGAAGACGGAGCGGGUCCUCGCCUCUCGCUCUCACUCCGUCGCUCUCUCUCGGGCCAACAUGGCGGGCGCGGAGGAGGCCGCGUCCUUCGGGAACCACCUGAAUGGUGACCUCGAUCCAGACGACCGGGAGGAGGGAACCUCCAGCACGGCCGAGGAAGCUGCCAAGAAGAAGAGGCGGAAGAAGAAGAAGGGCAAAGGGGCCGUGUCAGCCAUGCAACAAGAACCUGACAAAGAAGCCGCCUCCGUGGACGAAGUAGCAGGACAGUUGGAAAGACAAGCAUUGGAUGAGAAAGAGAGAGAUGAUGAUGAUGAAGAUGGAGAUGGAGAUGGUGAUGGUGCAACUGGGAAGAAGAAGAAAAAGAAGAAGAAGAAGAAAGGACCAAAAGUUCAAACAGAUCCUCCCUCAGUUCCAAUAUGUGACCUGUAUCCCAAUGGUGUGUUUCCCAAAGGACAAGAGUGUGAAUACCCACCCACCCAAGAUGGGCGAACAGCUGCUUGGAGAACUACAAGUGAAGAAAAAAAAGCAUUAGAUCAGGCUAGUGAAGAGAUUUGGAAUGACUUCCGAGAAGCUGCAGAAGCACAUCGACAAGUUAGAAAAUACGUUAUGAGCUGGAUCAAGCCUGGGAUGACAAUGAUAGAGAUCUGGUCACUGAUUUUAAAUCAUCUCUGGGAACUUGAAUGCCAUCUUCUAACUUUUAACUGGCAGGUUAGUAAGGUAAGUGCUGUAAGGAAGGUAAAUCAAUUUAAAGAUGGCCUUUUUUCUCUUUCAGGUAGAAUAAUUGAUUGUGCUUUUACUGUUACUUUUAAUCCCAAGUAUGAUAUAUUAUUAAAAGCUGUAAAAGACGCUACUAAUACUGGAAUAAAGUGUGCUGGGAUUGAUGUUCGUCUCUGUGAUGUUGGUGAAGCCAUUCAAGAAGUUAUGGAGUCCUAUGAAAUAGAACUAGAUGGGAAGACUUAUCAAGUGAAACCCAUCCGUAAUCUAAAUGGACAUUCAAUUGGACCUUAUAGAAUACACGCUGGGAAAACGGUGCCCAUUGUGAAAGGAGGGGAGGCAACAAGAAUGGAGGAAGGAGAGGUGUAUGCCAUUGAGACCUUUGGUAGCACAGGAAAGGGUGUUGUUCAUGACGACAUGGAAUGCUCACACUACAUGAAAAACUUCGAUGUGGGACACGUGCCAAUAAGGCUUCCAAGAACAAAACAUCUGUUAAAUGUCAUCAAUGAAAACUUUGGCACCCUUGCCUUCUGCCGCAGAUGGCUGGAUCGGUUGGGCGAAAGUAAAUACUUAAUGGCUCUGAAGAAUCUGUGUGACUUGGGCAUAGUAGAUCCAUACCCACCACUGUGUGACAUCAAAGGGUCGUACACAGCACAGUUUGAACACACCAUACUGUUGCGUCCAACUUGUAAAGAAGUCGUCAGCAGAGGAGAUGAUUAUUAAACUCGUCCAAAGCCAACUCAACUUUGUUUUCUAAGCUUUGUUGGAACACAUUAUACCACAAGUAAUUUGCAACAUGUUGUCUGUGUUAACAGUGGACCUGUGUAGUACCUUUAUCCAUGUUUCAAGGAGUUUGAUCAAAGGCAGACUGUCUACAUGUAAUUAACCCAGGAAAAGGCUUUCAAGACUUUGAUGUUAACUGUUUCCCCCGUCUAGGAAACGCUCUGCUCCCUAGUUAGGAAUUAGUUACACACUUUGUUUUGAAGACCUAAGCGAUGCUUUUUGGAUAUUUAUAUUGCCAUAUUCCUACUUGAAUGCUUUGAAUGACUGCAUACAUCCAGUUCUGCACCUGUGCCCUCUGGUGUUGCUUUUUAACCUUCCUGAAGUCCAUUUUCUAAAUAAAAACAUUUUCAGAU
Messenger RNA from Microtus ochrogaster (prairie vole), 1890 nucleotides. It is a transcript of the gene Metap2, whose product is annotated as methionyl aminopeptidase 2. The coding region runs from base 101 to 1477 and encodes 458 amino acids. Gene Ontology annotation, biological process: proteolysis. Gene Ontology annotation, molecular function: metalloaminopeptidase activity. Lineage: Eukaryota; Metazoa; Chordata; Mammalia; Rodentia; Cricetidae. The record is from RefSeq and is a predicted model, not a curated record. Gene Ontology annotation, cellular component: cytoplasm. The transcript has 10 exons.